Molecule: messenger RNA, 2210 nt
Organism: Nycticebus coucang (slow loris)
Lineage: Eukaryota; Metazoa; Chordata; Mammalia; Primates; Lorisidae
Gene: TRIM40
Product: tripartite motif containing 40
Exons: 6
Coding region: 313-1251 (312 amino acids)
Molecular function (GO): zinc ion binding
Source: RefSeq, a predicted model, not a curated record
CAGGCAAGUCUCUCUACCUCCUCCUCCCCAGGUUUACUGACAUACGAACGUACACAUGUAUAAUUGGCACGACUUAAGAACCACUCGCCUGCUGGCCAUCUUCCCAGGUCUGCAGCCUGAGGAAGUUGAGAAUCAUGGUUUGUGUGGUCCAUGCAGCUGCUCCCUUGAUGGAACUUGAACAGUUGCCUGAAGUUGGAGGCUAAAUCCUGUCCGCCAGGCUGCUCCAGGGCUGCCUUCUGCCUAUGACAAGACAUCUGAAGACCCAGCAGAGGAGUCCUGUAGACAGGAGGCUGGUGGGGUGAGGAGGAGGCCAUGCUCCCUUUAUGCAAGGAGACCCAGGAGGGAGGAAUCUGCCCUAUUUGCCAAGAGUGCCUGAAGGAGGCGGUGAGCACCGACUGUGGACACCUCUUCUGUAGAGUGUGCCUGACCCAGCACGUGGAGAAGGCCUCGGCCUCCGGAGCCCUCCCCUGCCCCGUCUGCCGGAAGCCCUAUUCUGAAGGGGUGCUGGGGACAGGCUAUAUCUGCCUCAGCCACCAGAAGAGGGUGCGCAUGUUUUGUGAGGAGAGGGGACUGCUUCUGUGUAUGGAAUGCCUAGUGUCCCCUGAACACAAGUCUCAUCAGGAGCUGGCCAUUGAAAAUGCCACCAGCCACUACAAGGAACGACUCAACCGCCGGAGCAGGAAGCUGAGAAAGGACAUUGGAGAACUUCAUCGGCUCAAGGCUCAGGAGGAGGAGAAGCUGCAGGCUCUGCAGGUAGACCAUGAGAAUCGCAGGCUGGAGGCUGAGCUGAAGAGCCAGCACCAACUCAGCGGACAGCUGGAUGCCCUCCCUCAGCAGCAACUGGACCAGCUGGAGGAGAUGUCAGCAGAGGUGGUCAGAAUCCUUGACAUCUCCAGGGCAGUAGCACAGCUCAGCAGCCUGGUCACUGAUCUGGAGAGGACAGCCAAGGAGCUAGAUGCCAACACACUGCAGAAUGCCAGUGACUUACUGAAAAGGAGUGCUCCAGAGAAAUUAGAGGUUAUUUAUCCCGAGCUGGAGAAAAGAGUCAAUGAAUCACUUCUUCAGCCAUCCUCUGCAGCUCUGACCUGUUCAUGCCUGGGCCACCUCAUUUCAGACUCACCUCGGACUCCUCUCUGUCCUUCUUCCAACCUGUCCUGUCCCCGAUUAGGUGUACCCAGUGCAUCUUCAGGAACGCCAUCUCCUGAAUGCUUCCCCAUUUCCUCAUACCUACAGACGUCACCUAAUGCCUGACCCUCUGACUCUUGGAUAAUAGCCCCUGCCUCCUUCCUGAAUCAGGUGAUGGGUGGGCCUGCCACUGUGGCAGUCAGAAUCCAUGAUCUCCAGGACCAUUUGCAAGGUCACCAUUUUACCUGUGGACUGGUGGUAGUGCCCACAUCUCACGAUCUCAUAUUAAAAUAGGAGUGCCCAGACAUCUGACUGGCAUGAGCCUACAGGUGGUGAUGCCACCUCAGCACAGUGAGCCCAGCAGGUGCAUUGAAAGGAACAUUCCUCUUGAGCUCCUGUAGCAUCUGUCAUCUGUGCCACUCACCCAACACUCAACCAUUACUGUUGUGACAGAUGGACUCAAAGACAUCCACCCCACGAGCCUUGCCUUUGGUAUUUGUGCCCCAUGUGGUCCCCUCUGCUUCAGUGUGAGUGAGAUCUGUGACUUGCUUCUUAUCAAUGGAACAUGGCAAAGGUGAUGGGGUGUCCCUCUGGAGACUGCAUUUCUCGAAUUGGACUCCUCUUUGCUAGCAGAAUCACUCUACAGACUCUUCUUUCUGUCUUGAUGAAGUAAGUGGCCCCAUGGCAAGGACCUGAAGGCAAUGCCUAGGAGCUAAGAGCAACUUAUAGUCUGCAGCCUCCAGCCAGCAAGAAGCAGAGGCUCUCAGGCUUGUGGCUGCAAGAAUUUAAAUCCUGGCUAGGCGCAAUGGCUCAUGCCUGUAAUCCUAGCAUUCUGGAAGGCUGAAGUGAUGGAUUGCCUGAGUUCACAGGUUCGAGACCACACUGAGCCAAAUCAAGACCUUGUCUCUAAAAAUAGCCAGAUGCUGUGGUGGGCAUCUGUAGUCCCAGCUACUCAGGAGGCUAAGGCAAGAGAAUCAAUUGAGCCCAAGAGUUUGAGGUUGUUGUGAGCUAUGAUACCAUGGCACUCUACCAAGGGCGACGAAGUGAGACUCUGUCUCUUACAAAGAAAAAAAGUCGGGCAGUGC